Messenger RNA from Mobula hypostoma (lesser devil ray), 1772 nucleotides. RefSeq names its product vesicle transport protein SFT2A-like. The record is from RefSeq and is a predicted model, not a curated record. NCBI's taxonomy places the organism in Eukaryota, Metazoa, Chordata, Chondrichthyes, Myliobatiformes, Myliobatidae. Gene Ontology annotation, biological process: vesicle-mediated transport. Gene Ontology annotation, cellular component: membrane.
AUGUUUAUGUCUUUCACUCGCACUGUUUCAAGCAGCCUUUCGAUUUCCGCAGCGACGCUGUCCGGCAACCAGCUUCCUCCACCUCCGUGUGUCACCUCCUUCUCCGUCCGGAGCGGACGAUAUUGUGGUGACGCCACUGGCUUCCAGCUGCUUCCUGGCUGUCGCUUUGGCGAAUUUAGCGGAAGUUUCAUUUUCGUUUUUUACUACUUUUGGAUCAAUUCAAUGGAGAAAUUGAGAAGAGUUUUGAGUGGCCAGGACGAUGAGGAGCAAGGCCUUACGACGCAGGUGCUCGAUUCAUCUUCACUUAACUUUGGGACAAGGGUGAAAUGGUUUGCGAUAUGCUUUGUCUUUGGAGUUUGUUGCUCAAUUCUUGGAACAGUUUUGCUCUGGCUUCCUAAUGGAAUAAAAUUAUUUGCACUGUUUUACACAUUAGGAAAUAUUGCUGCACUUGCCAGCACCUGUUUUCUUAUGGGACCACUGAAGCAGCUGAAAAAGAUGGUUGACCCAAAUCGUUUGGUUGCCACCAUUGUUAUGUUGCUGUGCUUCAUUUUAACAUUAUGCGCAGUAUUUUGGUGGCACAAGAAAGGACUUGCCUUAGUCUUCUGUAUAUUACAGUUCCUAGCAACAACUUGGUACAGUCUGUCAUACAUUCCCUUUGCAAGAGAUGCUAUAAUAAAGUGUUGCACUUCCUGCAUCGGAUAACUCCAGGGUGAAGAAAAAACUGGUCAAAUCCCAAGACACUUUCCGGUAGUUCUUUGUAGCUGUUGAGGGAGAUCUGCAGUCUGCAUAUUUUGUUUCUUGGAUAAGUCCCAAGUUCUACAUUUUUGUUUACUUUCAUCUAUUUCAAAAAACAAUGAUGUAAUAUUUUGUUCCAAAAAUGUCUUCUGCACAGUACUGAUUUAUACUCAACCAAAGAAUCAAGCCUUUGUUCUUUUUCAAGGAAUUUAAAUAUUUUAAAGUAAUUAUUUCAUGUUUGAUGCCAUUCUAAUAUAUUUACAUUGCCAAUGCCUUAAAUUGCUGUGCUAUUGUGAUGAUUAAGUUUUACUAAUAAGUUUGUAUAAGGCUACAUUUAUUUUAUGAAGACUGAACCAGUGCUACUUUUUAAUGCUUAUUCCUUGUACUAGAAACAAGAGCUUGUUUACGAGAUUUGAAGUAACAUUUCGCUCAAUUAAAGAACCACUAUUUAGUUAAAAUUGUGUAGUAGUGAUUUAUUAAACUACUUUCUUGAAGCCAGGAAGGUUGCUAAGUGAUUUUAUACUGCAAAUGCAAGGAGCUGCUUUUAGAGUGUGAAGAAUAUGUUUUUUUCUUGGGUUCCAUUCAUUAAAAAUCCUUCAAUUACAGUUUGAAAUAAUUAAUUUACAUUUUAUGUCAGAAUCAAAAAGCUCCACACAGUAUCCAAAAAGCAAAUAUUUAAAAGGCAAUAGUAUUUGUUUAUUCUGAAGUAGUAUUUUAAUGGACUCAAUUUAUACUAAACUUCAGGCUACUUGCUUUCUUCUGUAUUUUGUGUGAUCUGAUCAGAGGUAGAAAUAUUAUACCUGUGCUUUAUACUUGGUCCCAGGUCUCUUCCAUUCCUUUAUCUGAGGAGAGCUUUCAACAACUUCCUCAGUCUUUAGGAUAGAGGAUGGGUGAGAUUAAUUCUGGGAAUCCAAGUUCAGACAUGGAUAUUGAAGGAGCAGUAAAUGCUGAUGGUGGUAUUUAUUUCCUCAUUCAAAAGUUGAAUGAUUUCUGUUGCAUUGAUGCUUUCAUUAAAAUAAAAAAUAACAAAAAUGAAA